Staurois parvus is the source of this 512-nucleotide messenger RNA. The record is from the annotation of a GenBank genome assembly. Lineage: Eukaryota; Metazoa; Chordata; Amphibia; Anura; Ranidae.
AUGCUGCUUGACUUUCUCUGUAAAGUGCAUGUCCAAGUCUUAGAUUUCUUACCUUUAUUUUUUGGGGGGGUUUUCUCUUCCAGGACUCUUAUAGAAAACAAGUCGUCAUUGAUGGGGAGACCUGCCUACUGGACAUCCUGGACACAGCAGGUCAAGAAGAAUAUAGUGCCAUGAGAGACCAGUACAUGCGGACGGGAGAGGGUUUCCUCUGUGUAUUUGCAAUUAAUAACACUAAAUCGUUUGAGGACAUUCAUCAUUAUAGAGAACAGAUAAAAAGAGUAAAAGAUUCGGAGGACGUACCGAUGGUUUUAGUCGGCAACAAAUGUGACUUACCUUCUAGAACGGUAGACACGAAGCAAGCUCAAGACUUAGCGCGGAGUUAUGGAAUUCCUUUUAUUGAGACAUCUGCAAAAACCAGACAGGGAGUUGAUGACGCUUUCUACACUUUAGUACGAGAAAUCCGAAAGCACAAAGAGAAGAUGAGCAAGGAGGGCAAAAAGAAGAAGAAAAAG